Messenger RNA from Athalia rosae (coleseed sawfly), 1173 nucleotides. RefSeq names its product ATP synthase mitochondrial F1 complex assembly factor 2. The record is from RefSeq and is a predicted model, not a curated record. Gene Ontology annotation, biological process: mitochondrial proton-transporting ATP synthase complex assembly. Gene Ontology annotation, cellular component: mitochondrion. Lineage: Eukaryota; Metazoa; Arthropoda; Insecta; Hymenoptera; Athaliidae. The transcript has 6 exons. The coding region runs from base 85 to 891 and encodes 268 amino acids.
UGUGUGAAACUAGAAAAUAAAUAUCUGAUAAAAAUACUCGAGGCGUACCAGGGGUAGCAAAAGUGUACUUCAAAUUGCUAAACAAUGUUUCACCUGAGGGCUAGUGUAUUUAAACCGGAUUCUAUGGUCGUUCGUCAAAUGGCAACGCUGAAGAGGUUUUAUCGAAAAACCAAUAUUUUGUCGAGUGGGGAUCAAUACGAGGUGACGUUAGAUCAAAGAAAACUGAAGACUCCCAGAGGUAAGGUUUUUGAAGUCAACAAUAAACCUUUGGCUCUCGCUAUAGCCACAGAAUGGGACAGUCAAGUAGAUACUAUCGACAGAUCCAACAUGCAUUUGACAGCGCUGGCCAGCACUACUUUAGACAACCCACAUAACCAUACUAAAUUGGAUAUGGUCAACUACAUAGUCAAUUACUUAGAAACAGAUACCAUUUUGUUUCAAACAAACGAUUCUGGGGAGCUAUACAAUCUUCAAUUAAAAGAAUGGGACCCCUUGAUCCAGUGGUUUUGUGAUCGUUUUCAAUUAGAUAUUACCAAGACCCUGAGUAUCGCAGCACCAUCAGUUUCCUCUCAAACUAAAGGAAUCUUAGCUAGGCACUUGUUGUCCUACAAUUUCAAUGCCGUGCAAGGAUACACUUAUGCUGUCGAUGUUUUGAAGUCUGUUAUUCUGGCAUUAGCAACUGCAGAGAGAGUUAUUUCAACAGAAAAAGCAGUUUCCUUGGCACGAUUAGAGGAAGAAUUUCAGGUAUCGUUUUGGGGAAACGUUGAGUGGUCACAUGAGCUCAGUAAACAAGACCUACAGUCACGUUUGUCAGCCGCGAUACUUUUCGUUCAUCUAAACUCAUCUUGGACUACUUCUAAGCCAAAGCACGAAGAGUUAAACAGCGUAUGAAUAGAAAAAGUCCUAAAAUCUACCUGAGACUAUGAAAAACGAAGUUUUCUUUUAUUUAGUAUUUAUCACUAAUUAAUUAAUACCAAUUAUUUGUUGUAAUUGUGAAUCUGUCUAGUUUUUUUGGCAGCAAACAUUACGGCAGUGAUGAGAUUGUUUUUACCAAUUGUGAACAAUCUGGUCCUUCCCAAUCCUUGGUACAGACGCAACUGAAAAUAAUGAUCAUGCUAUCAGUUACACACAUGUGUUGAAAUUUCUUUGUAAAUAAAAAAGACACUUAGAACA